Oldenlandia corymbosa var. corymbosa is the source of this 1408-nucleotide messenger RNA. The record is from the annotation of a GenBank genome assembly. NCBI's taxonomy places the organism in Eukaryota, Viridiplantae, Streptophyta, Magnoliopsida, Gentianales, Rubiaceae.
CAGAGAGCUGCUAGGGUUUGUCAUUCCUACUCAAGAAGAUGGUCAGUAUUUUGCUGUUAGUUUUUAUAUUUUUUUUUCUUGUUUUUUGCAUCAUAUCAUGUUUUUAAUGCUUUUUUAUCCAUUCAUUUUGUGAUCCUGCUGCUGAAUUGUGGACUACUAUGCUUCGAUUGUUGAUGUUGUAGCCCACCUAAUUAUUUUUAGUUACAUGUUUAUCCCAAUCACCUUCUUUUCAGUUGCCCCUUUUCAAGGUUUUGUGGUUUGUGCUGAGUUCGUGAAAUCUCGCUGAUGACUUAAUAGUUAUAUACUUAUUUUGGAAAUAGUAGCCCUUUUGAAAUUUGCUGUAUAGUAGGAUGGGAUUUGAGGUGUACUUUGUGUCAAUUGGUCGAGACUUGGAAGUUUUUCUAUAAUUUCCUUUUCACCAGAUGGACCUGACACUUCUUUACGAGUCUCAACUUUUUAUCGUACCGUCUGCAUGUUUGGCGGAAGAUAAACUGCUGGUUUCUUUUUGAGUCAAUUACUGCAAUUGAUUUUUUUCCCUUACAUUCCGCGACACAAAUUGCUACCCUAGGUUACUGGGUUUGUCUCUGAUUUUUGUUAUAAAACUAUGACCAUCCAAUUUAUGUUACAGAACAAAUUGGGUAGAGGCCAUCGAGACAAGGUUCAGCAAUUCAUGACCAUUACUGGGGCCAGCGAAAAAAUUGCCAUUCACUCAUUGAAGACCAGUGAUUGGAAUCUUGAAGGAGCGUUCGAUGUAUUCUACAGUCAGCCUCAAAUUAAGACGUACACUGAUACCAGGCGCAUGGAAGAGCUUUACAACAGAUACAAAGAUCGGUAUGCUGAUAUGAUUAUGGCUGAUGGGAUCACUCUUUUGUGCAAUGAUCUUCAGGUUGAUCAUCAGGAUAUUGUUUUGUUGGUUCUUUCAUGGCAUAUGAAGGCUGCUACCAUGUGCGAGUUUUCAAAGCAGGAGUUCAUUGGUGGAUUGCAGUCCCUAGGGGUAGAUUCAUUGGAAAAAUUAAGAGAAAAAUUGCCAUUUAUGCGCUCUGAGUUGAAAGACGAACAAAAGUUCCGGGAGAUCUAUAACUUUGCUUUUGGCUGGGCCAAAGAAAAGGGUCAAAAAUCUUUGGCUUUAGAUACUGCUAUUGGGAUGUGGCAGUUGCUUUUUGCUGAAAAGCAAUGGCCAUUAGUUGAUCAUUGGUGCCAGUUCUUGCAGGCUCGGCAUAACAAAGCAAUCUCCAGGGACACUUGGUCUCAACUUCUGGAAUUUGCCAAGACCAUUGACCCUGCGCUCGCGAACUAUGAUGCUGAAGGUGCCUGGCCAUACCUCAUUGAUGAAUUUGUUGAAUAUUUGCUUGAAAAUGGCAUAAUUCAAAAGAAUCAGUACAAUGAUUGGACCAGCCAGAAGUGUUGA